Dinoponera quadriceps is the source of this 6268-nucleotide messenger RNA. It is a transcript of the gene scalloped, whose product is annotated as protein scalloped. Bases 1445 to 2827 code for a protein of 460 amino acids. Gene Ontology annotation, cellular component: transcription regulator complex. Gene Ontology annotation, molecular function: DNA-binding transcription factor activity, RNA polymerase II-specific; RNA polymerase II cis-regulatory region sequence-specific DNA binding. The record is from RefSeq and is a predicted model, not a curated record. Lineage: Eukaryota; Metazoa; Arthropoda; Insecta; Hymenoptera; Formicidae. The transcript has 10 exons. Gene Ontology annotation, biological process: regulation of transcription by RNA polymerase II; hippo signaling; embryonic organ development.
AAGAACAGCAAUAAAUCAAGUAUCCCAAUUCGGAACAGAUCUGUGCAAAAUCCUUGAUGUAACCUGUAGCACGUUCUAUUAUUUGCUGGAGAUUCUAUUCUUAAUCUUUCCGACAACUCAGGACGUGACACCAUAAUUUAAAGUUCCAAACUCAAGGUCGAAAAAGUUGAAUAGAGACGUAAAAGGUCGGUCAGAGAUCGUUCAACCGGGAAAACGCCAGCGGACUUUUAAGCCGAUGCACUUGCGUCGGGUCAGUUUCCUUUGUGCUUACAGGCAACCAGCCGAUAGUCCCUCGAAUCCAUUAGGUAUACAAGAGGAUUCCACCUUGCGCCUUAUCCGAAACGUUAUGUUCCUAAGCACGUGUAUUGGUUAUUUCGACAAACGGAUUGCUUCGCGUAGCUGACGUAAUCGUUUAUCCGCAUAUUUAAAAGCGAAUCUAUUAUACUUUCCUGACGUAAGAUGUUUUUAUGCGAAUCUGUUCUGAGAAAAUCAGAGUCUCUUCGAAUGCGUAUUCAGCGAGUAGUUUUUUUAAAACUCGACAUUAUUAUUAGAAGCAGAUUGAAAAUUUACGAAUUAUAAAUCAGCAAUCGAGAAUUUAAUAUAUAAACAACAUCGCUGGACUAUCGGCCGAAUGCAUCGAAAAAUAUAUUUAAAUAUCUUCCUAAUAUGUUGAAACAAUUUGCAUCACUACUGAAUGACAAAAUGAGGAGAACAUUCUCCAUAUUUUCCCGCGUUAUGCACCGAAAGUGCAUUUUAACUCGUCCACGCAUCCGUCACUCGGGAGAAAUGCGUUAAUUGACCAGUACGGCUUCCUCUCGGAGCCGCGCGAUGAUGCGUUAUGUUCUCAUUUAUUAACGUUCUCAUUUGCAAAGCCUAAAAUGCAACCCUUGAAAUUCAACAAGUGCUUCCCGAAUCCCGAGCGAGAGAGCGAACGGUCGAGCGAACGCGCGAGUGAGUGAAUGAGUGAACGAGCGAGCAACGAGCGAGCGAGCGAACCAACAUCCAGCCUCUAUUGCGUGCGUGACACGACUGAUCCACCUUGUACGCGGGGUGCGGGGUUCAUUCGGGGACGCAAGGUGGGGAUUUGUUCCGUGAGGAUUGGACGGUCGGUCGGCUUCGCGUCGCUUCGGCCAUCGUCGGCCGCGAUCGGAUUCUGGUUUCUCCCGCGGCCGCCUAAGCGGUGUCAGCGUGUGCGCAGACCGGCUGCGCAGCAGGCGUGUGCGUUGUCCAGAUUCUUUGUGCCAUUCCUGGCAUACCAAAAACAAGAGUGGUGACCGUGCUCGUAUUUACCGGGGUGCAGUCCUGUGCGCUAAUAUAACACCGUGUGAAUUUCGCUCGCGAAAAUAAAGGCCGCCCCCGCGUUCGCGCGCGUGCCGCCACGUCACACAGCUCGCCCAGUGGUGCACCCACGUCGCCGUCAUCCUGACCUGCCCGAGAAAUCCUCAUGAAAGACUGGGAACUCAGUACUCAGAAUAGCAUCGGCAGUGCGGUGGCUGCAGCCGACACCAUUUCCGCGCCGUGGACCCCCGCGAGUUCCGGGCCGCCGCCCGACGCCAACGGCUCCGGCUCGGAUACGAAGAACCUCGACGUUGGCGAAAUUAGCGAUGACGAGAAGGACCUGUCGGCAGCGGACGCGGAGGGUGUGUGGUCACCGGAUAUCGAACAGAGCUUCCAGGAAGCUCUUACCAUAUAUCCGCCAUGCGGUCGACGCAAAAUCAUCCUUUCCGACGAAGGGAAGAUGUACGGUCGCAACGAGCUAAUCGCCCGUUAUAUCAAAUUGAGGACCGGUAAGACGAGAACGCGAAAGCAGGUGUCCUCGCACAUACAGGUCCUCGCGAGAAGAAAACUCCGGGAAAUACAGGCGAAACUCAAAGUGGAUCAUGCCACCAAGGAGAAGACGCUCCAGACAAUGUCGAACAUGUCGAGCGCCCAGAUAGUAUCAGCUGGAAGUUCGAUACACAACAAGAUGACCCCCACCCUCGUGGGGCACCUUGCCCUUCAUGCUUCCACCCCUGUCUCCUAUCCCGGAGCGCAAUUCUGGCAGCCAGGACUGCAGCCGGGAACGUCUCAGGAUGUCAAGCCGUUCCCUCAGCCCGCCUACACCGGGAAACCGGCGACGGCGGUCUCGAGCGGCGACAUGGUCCAGCCGGCGCCGCCGCCGCCGUGGGAAGGACGCGCCAUCGCCUCCCACAAGCUCAGGCUCGUCGAGUUCACGGCCUACAUGGAGCAGCACAGAAAUCAGGAGAUGUACCACAGGCACCUGUUCGUCCAAAUAGGAGGUCCCGCAGUCUACGGAGACCCUCUCGAAGCGGUUGACAUUAGGCAGAUAUACGACAAAUUCCCGGAGAAAAAAGGCGGCCUGAAGGAAUUGUACGACAAGGGACCUCAGGCGGCCUUCUUCCUCGUUAAGUUUUGGGCUGAUCUCAAUACCAACAUCCAAGACGAAGCUGCUGCAUUCUACGGUGUCACGAGCCAGUACGAGAGCAACGAGCACAUAAAGAUGAUAACGUGUUCGACGAAAGUGUGCUCCUUCGGCAAGCAGGUGGUGGAGAAGGUGGAGACGGAGUACGCCAGGUUUGAGAACGGCAGGUUCGUCUACCGCAUCAGAGAAUCGCCCAUGUGCGAGUACAUGAUCAAUUUCAUUCACAAACUGAAGCACCUGCCGGAAAAGUACAUGAUGAACAGCGUUCUCGAGAACUUCACUAUCCUCCAGGUUGUCACGGAUAAGGAUACGCAUGAGACAUUACUGUGCACGGCAUAUGUGUUCGAGGUGUCGACGUCCGAACACGGUGCUCAGCAUCACAUAUACAGAUUGGUCAAAGACUAGCCUGCUUGAACUUGCUCGCCAUGCAGCCAUCCACCCCCAUCAGUGCCUACCAUCACAUAAAGAUCAUCCAUACGCGUAUACACGAACACGUAUACAGAACACACGCAAAAGCGAAACACCCACAUAUACAGCCACACGCAACCACACACACACACACACACAUACACGCGCGAAACGCGACACGACGCAUCGAUACGUGGGUGUUAAAAUACAUACACACUCACGGGAAGAUAUUCUCGCGUCCAGGCGAGUUUCUACGGAAGAUAUUCGGUCGAUGACGAAAGAGAUGAUAAAGAUAACUAGGAUAAUAUAAUAAAUAGGAGAAUUGUCCAUAUUGUAAAACCCUUCACGCGAUCCAGCGAAUGAUUUACUUGUGAGUUUUAGGAAGAAUGUCCGAUACACUGUACAGUAAAGACGUCCCCUCCCUCCCCCCGAAGUCUCUACAUUUUUAUCUUUCGAGAAUUCUCGCGCGUUUCCGCAAUAUCGCGGAAGAUAUAUCCUGAGACACGCGAAUGUUUUCCGUGGAACGCCUGGGGAAAAAACUCGAAAACACAUGCGUACACCGUACGUGCACGUACGACAGAGUACUGGCCAGCCCGAGCUUGAGUUUGAUUCGAAGUUUAUAUACUUUUUAAUAACUUAUUGGUCUAAGAGUUUGGACGCGUGUUGCAGGAUGGCAUCUUUGUGCGUGCAACGUGCGCGAUGUCUUCGAGCUCUCAUGGUCAAUAGUUGAUUCGAAACUUCUUUUUCAUUUAAAACAAAGUUUCACUGACGGCUAAGAUAUGAGCCUGAGAUAUGUCGCGUACGCAUGCGCGCACAGAAUUGUAAAUUUUAUAAUACAAAUAGAUAUAAACGUAUAGAUAUUUUAUGACCGUGGAUCAUUAUCCAUCUUAAUCGGCGAGUCCGAUUUGUCUCGGGAUUUUAAAUGUAAUAAAGGGAAUAAAAUAAAUUAAGUUAAAAUCGACAAUAAAUUUUGGUGUGAAAAUGCUUAUUAAUGAGAAGAAUAAGCAUGUACCAGAAGUAAAGAGAAAAAGAAAAGAAAGCAAGAAGAACAAAACGCAGAAACAGACUCUGACCUCGGAAAGGCAUGGUACCAACAUGAUCUAGUAUUAUAGUUUUAUUAUUAAAUUAGGCGAUAGAGAAACCCCCGACAAGACAACACCGAUACACAAAUAUACAUAUAUUACGUAUAUAAGAAUAUAUAUGUUAAAUAUUAAUGCAAUGAUUACGAUUUACAUUGUUAUAAAUGGUCGUGUAUAAAGUUAUCUAAGUGAUUUCUCUCUAAGUUUUAAAGGAAAAAAAAAUGGAGGUUUAACCCGAGAGAUAUGCCAUUACGAAGACGUUUUAAGUACCCUAAAUUUACGAUUGUUCGUAUAAUUUUUUUUACUAAUUGGGUACCGAAAGUACCUAAGAGAGGAACGAAAAACACACCAUACACACAUGCGCACUACACAUACGUUUCUUUUUGAAGCUUCGUCGCAGAAAUGCUUCUCGUAUCUAUAUUGUAUCUAGAUUGUGCAAGAAUUUUUAUCACAUUGUAAGAACAUUCUCGCUGCGGCGUUCUUCAUCGUUGCGACCUGGAAGAACGCGAAUGACGAUCACUUUUAUACGUUUUUAAAAAUCUUUUAAAGCGCACCUACUAAUGUGCAAACCCACCCACUCUUAGGCAGCGACACUUAGGUUUAGAGGGAUGUGUUUGUAUUUCUUAUAAUCGCCUUACUAUUCUAAGAUCAUUUUCUAUAGUUCUUAAACACAAAUGAUUUUUUUUUCGUACGUAGCGUACUUUGUUUGUUUUUAUCUUUCUAUCACACUUACAAAGCGAUGUAUCGGAUCACGUGAAUUUACGGAUAGAAACAUAGGCCACCGUUAUACACACACAGACAUACACUUAAGCGAGAUAACUGUGUGAUAGAGACUUACGAUUAAAAUUUUCUCAAAAAUCCGGCAUUUUUCACGGAGAAAGUAUAUAGAAAUCUGUCUCGUUUAAACGUAACGCGAAUUAUAUAUGGCGGCACCUCGUAAUGUCUCUUUCGUAUACACACACAGCUCAUAUUCUCAACUUACAGAUACGUCAUUUACGAUCGUCUGAUUUCAGUACCGCUCUCCAUAAGUUGCAAGUAUUUUUCAGAACGUCAAUAACGGGAUAAUGCCUCGUAUUGCAAAAACAUUUCGUACUUAAUAAUAUAUUUUACGCACUUGACAUAUACAUGUACCUAACACACACACACACACACACACACACACACACACACACAUGGACCAUGGAACUUACAUACAGAGAUUUUUCAUAAACUCAGUGGCAAUCGUUUAAACAAGUAGAGGACCACACCCAGCAGUUUUGAUCUUAUUUAAUCGCAUCUCUCAUAUAGAUUAUUACGCGUAAAUGCACAGCAACACUUUUUACUUAUUCUUUUAUCCGAUCUGUUGUGUGUUCCCGAAACAGGACUUGCCUAUCGAGCGGUGAAUGUUAACAUAAGCAAGAAGAGAUGAUUAUGUGUAUAUUUUAAGAAGAUUAUAUAUAUAUAUAUAUAUAUGUAUAUAUAUGUAUAUGUACAUAUAUAUAUAUAUAUAUUUAUAUAUAUUACUUAUUGUAUUCUUACUUUAACUUUUACGGAACAAGUGGCAAUGUAUUUUGAUCUCUCUUUUAGUCAGAAAUAUGUCGCUUUUUAUUUGGAGUGAGAAAUGAAUUUACUAUUAUAGUUGACCGGAAGUAUAGAGAGGAAUUUAUAUUUAAUCUCGAUACACACUACACGUGGAUGUGUUUUUUUCUUUUUUUCCGUUUGAACACUGGCAGCUUUCAAUACCUUUUUACUUAUUAUUUUUAUUAUUAUUAUUAUUAUUAUUAUUGUUACCGUUUUUCUUUCGUUUCUUCUUUUGUUUCUCGUGCAUAUACGAUGAACCGAAUCGUUAUCGAUUUAUCGCGUCGAUGUAAAAUUCGCAAGAAAUCGAGCGUGCAUAUCAAGCGAGAAUCGUAACCACGGCCAUGCUAUAUAUACGAAUAAGUUGAUUGUGAUGAUUUUGCUCGUUAGUGCCCGCCGCCGAAAAUAAAAAGUUUUCUUCUAUUUUUUACAACGAACAAAUCAGCGUUACGUGGUUACACAUCGGAUCGUGCGGUAAUCUCCGUUCUAAUUGGAACGCGAUUCAAAAUUCGAAGGAAAUUCCGACUAUCUCUUCUACAGAUUCGUUCUUAUUUUUAAAACAAGUACAAGAAUCUUUAUCUCACUGGGUAGGCUUGAUCAUCAUCAUUCUUCAACACGCGUUUCGAAUAGAACAGAGUUUGCCAUUUGGCGCGUUUUGAGAAACGCGAAAACUGUUUUUGAAAACCGAACCAGCGCAAUACCUUCGGAAGAUACUCAAAGGUUAUUCAGUUUGACCGUGUAGGCUCUUAUUUUGUACGAACAUCCGAUGGAAAAUGAACGGAGUAUGAAAUCGAAAAAAAAA